Molecule: messenger RNA, 1514 nt
Organism: Amoebophrya sp. A120
Lineage: Eukaryota; Dinophyceae; Syndiniales; Amoebophryaceae
Source: the annotation of a GenBank genome assembly
AUGGCCGCAGAAAUUGACCUAGUUUGCGGCGAGAGCAUGACCGCAGUCGUUUGCUAUGGCCCCAGGGAUUACCGAUUGGAAAUUGUGCCGAAGCCGACGCUGCAAGACCCCGGCGAGGUACUGCUUCGGGUUCUCGCCGUCGGCAUCUGUGCCGGAGACAGCAAGUGCUAUGCUGGCGCGGAUCAUUUUUGGAAGCCGGGCGAGUACGGAGAGAGCUACUGUCAGCCGCCGGUGAUCCCUGGUCACGAAUUUGUCGGCGAGGUUGUGGAAAUUCAAGAAGGCGAUCGUGGAACUACACAGGAAACGGACAAAACCUCUCUGAACAAUAAACCCUGGACCAUUGGUGACUGGGUUACGGUUGAGCAGCUCGUUCCGUGCACGAGCUGUCGGUAUUGCAAGCGUGGGCACUACAAUAUGUGCAUGCCGCACGACAUCUUCGGGUUUCGGCAGAAGGCUUUCGGUGCGAUGGCGGAAUUCGUGAAGAUACCGAAAAACGCUCUCAUCCACGGACCUUUGUCCAAACAGACGCUACCGCAGCACUUGGCUUUCUGCGAACCCCUUGCCUGUGCCGUACACGCUGCAAAUCGGGCAGACGUAGGCUUCGAUGACGUCGUUGUGGUGAGCGGCUGCGGGCCGAUCGGCUUGGGAGCGCUUGCAGCUUGCAGGAGGAAAAACCCAAAGACGCUGAUCGCGUUGGAUCGAUUUCCACGAAAGCUUGAGGUCGCCAAAAAGUGCGGCGCAGACGUUGUCAUAAACGUUGCGGAAGAAGGUAGAGAUGAUAUCUUGACUUCUGUCUUUUGCGCCGGUGCUGCUAGGACAGUCAAAGAGAAGCAACUAAACCGCAGAAGCAGCACAGCUUUUGCUGCAAAAGAUUGCAGCACGUGCCCUGAAUGCUUCUUUCGACCGCGCGCCGUCUCGCUGCCACACCGCGCGCCGCGCCGCGCCUGCCCUCACAUCUGUCUCCCGCGCCACGUAGCUUGAAAGCUAGAUGACGUUGCUGAUAAAUAUCGACUCGAGGUGAAAGAUCCACCCUUUCUUGCUGGAAGAUGUUCUCUAUCCCACUUCUAUCAGACGCGAUUGCCAUUGUGAAGUCCCUCACAGAGGGCUACGGCUGCGAUAAGUACAUCGAAGCAGCGGGCCAUCCGGGCAGCGUCGUGCAAGGGCUCCAAAUGAUUGCGAGAAAAGGCGUUUUCGUCGAGUAUGCCGUCUUUGGCACCCAAGUCACCGCGGAUUGGACAGUGAUAUCUGAUGCGAAAGAGAUCGAGAUUCGUGGGGGACACUUGUCGCCGAACACCUUUGCCCCAGCGAUAAGACUUCUGCAAGAAAUGCCACUGGCAGAUAUCGUCACGCACGUUCUGCCCUUCACGCAAUUUCAAGAAGGGUUCCGCCUCGUAGAUGCAAGCAGUGAAAGCAUCAAGGUUGUGCUGGUACCGCCGUCAAAUCCGGCAGGAGAUAGUGCCGUGUGAACAAGCUAGUAGCGACCGAAGCGAUUGCAAGGAUUGCAGCUAGAACAU